This is a messenger RNA of Harpegnathos saltator (Jerdon's jumping ant), 2009 nucleotides long. It is a transcript of the gene puml, whose product is annotated as pummelig. Gene Ontology annotation, cellular component: lipid droplet; mitochondrion. Gene Ontology annotation, molecular function: lysophosphatidic acid acyltransferase activity; carboxylic ester hydrolase activity. The record is from RefSeq and is a predicted model, not a curated record. The coding region runs from base 213 to 1328 and encodes 371 amino acids. Lineage: Eukaryota; Metazoa; Arthropoda; Insecta; Hymenoptera; Formicidae. The transcript is spliced from 7 exons. Gene Ontology annotation, biological process: phosphatidic acid biosynthetic process; lipid homeostasis.
CCCUUCCCCAUGCCGCCACAGCGGCAAUCCGGCAAGUUCGUCGCAGUUCGGCGUGCACUCGCCGAGACUGAUCGCGAAGCACGCAAGUGAGCGCUGCUGCUGGCUAGAUAAUACAGCAUUGCCUGCGUUGUUUUUCCGCAUUGUCAACAAAGCUUCUACCGUGUCGGAGACGAGAGGAACUGCCGUCGGUCUGCGACAUCAUCGUCACUCUCAUGGCAGAUCAUGAAAUCGUUCAGGCAAAAAGCAGUAGCUGGCUCUGGGGAUGGCUUAGCUGGUCUGUGGCAUCUUCAACCAUGUUACGUGCGGCAGAAAAGAAAAUCCUCUCAUGUCUAAAGACAGCUUACAGAGGAUGGUAUGUUGAUAUUGGACCAGUAGUGGGUACAGCAGACAAAAUAUGGACCAUUUCGUUGAAUGAAGAGUCAUCAAAAACUCCGAUUGUUUUGCUGCAUGGUUUAGGAUCUGGAGUAGCACUGUGGUGUUUAAAUUUGGAUGCACUAGCAAUUCAUAGACCAGUAUACGCUAUAGACUUAUUAGGAUUUGGCAGAAGCAGUAGACCUACCUUUAGCAACGAAGCUCAAGAAGCUGAGGAACAGCUUGUACAUUCUGUGGAAGAAUGGAGAAGAGAGAUGAAACUAGAGCAAUUUGUAUUACUGGGUCAUUCGAUGGGUGGCUUUCUUGCUGCAUCUUAUGCUAUGGAGCAUCCUCAAAGGGUCAAACAUCUCAUACUGGCUGAUCCAUGGGGUUUCCCUGAAAAGCCAUCCGACGUUGCUGCAAGAGUGCAUAUACCACUCUGGGUGAAAGCUAUAGCAUUUGCAGUACAGCCUUUAAAUCCUCUAUGGGCAGUUCGAUUGGCUGGUCCAUUUGGACAGUGGCUCAUUGAGAAAACAAGACCAGAUAUAGUGAAAAAGUUCUCUCCAUUGUUAGAUGAUACUACUGUGAUCUCGCAAUAUAUACACCAAUGCAACGCGCAGACGCCGUCUGGUGAAGGCGCAUUUCAUGCCAUGAUGCAAGGUUUUGGGUGGGCCAAAAAUCCUAUCGUCAAACGGAUACACAAAUUAAGCAAUGAUAUACCCAUAACUUUGCUUUACGGCAGCAGAUCGUGGGUUGAUAAUACAACCGGUGAGACAAUCAAGGAGGCUCGGCCAUCAUCGUACGUUAACGUUCAGGUAAUUACCGGCGCUGGUCAUCAUGUUUAUGCGGACAAAAGUGAAAUUUUUAAUAAAUAUGUGUCGGAAGCAUGUGCUCUGAGCGACUCGUCGUCUCAAUUAACACCAUCGAAAGUACAUUUAUACCCGAAACCCAUAAGCGACCAAGAGAUAGAAAUGUAAUUCUGAAUCAGAAUAAUUGAAGAGUAUAAUUGAAGAACCAAGGCCAUAGGAACAGGACUCGGAGAUAUGUAAACCAAGAUCUAGUUGAAAUUUAGUGCGAGAUACUUUUACGAAACAGAAGGUUGUGAUUCUGUUGGAUGGUACAAAAAAGUGACACACCUUACGUAUGUAUGAUGAUAUAGUCGAGAAUUUUGCGUGAUACGCUAAAUAUGUACGGAUACGCGUUUUAAAUUCUGCGUUUAUAUCAUAACGCAACAAGAUGUUGUAUGAUCUAGUAACACAUACAAAUGACGGAUACUAGUUUUAUGCGAUAAUUGAUUAUAGAUUAUAAUGCACCAGAGAAUUACAAAGAUUUUGUUCUAUUUCACAUCUUGGAGAUCAUAACGAUGUAUCAUUGCAAAUGCGUGAAGAGUGUUAGGGAGAUUGGAUGUGAUCUUGCCAUAAUUGAAAUCUAUUUUUAUCCUUUAUAAUUAUCAACUAAUAUACAAUUAGCUAAAGUUAUAAGAAAUGUAUAGAAGUCAGAGGAAUUAAGAGAGUCUUUACAAAGUGCAGUCAUUAUAUAUAUAGUUUGUAUAUUAAAUGUACAGUUUUAAUUUUAUUAAUAUAAACUGCUCUUGUCCAGAAACUAGCGAUUUCAAUGUUUUUGUUAAUAAUUGUGUUAUAUAUUCGCGAACGCGCGUA